Molecule: messenger RNA, 3362 nt
Organism: Mirounga angustirostris (Northern elephant seal)
Lineage: Eukaryota; Metazoa; Chordata; Mammalia; Carnivora; Phocidae
Gene: TELO2
Product: telomere maintenance 2
Exons: 22
Coding region: 636-3362 (908 amino acids)
Biological process (GO): protein stabilization; telomere maintenance via telomerase
Cellular component (GO): cytosol
Molecular function (GO): Hsp90 protein binding; telomeric repeat DNA binding
Source: RefSeq, a predicted model, not a curated record
GGUCCCCGAGAACGGAUCGAGGCAGGAACGGAGAAGGGAGCCGGGUUCCGCGCGGACGGAACAAGAGGAAGGGGGAGGAGGGCGGGCAGGCAGCCCCUCCUGGAGCAGGUGGAGACCGACCAGUCGACGCGGGAGGAAGGGCGGGUGGACACCUGGCCGCCUGGCCGCUGCGGGAGGAAUGAUUGGUCGCAGGCACGUGCUCCGCCGUCUGGACAGGGGCCACGGUUCAGAAGAGUAAAAAUAAACAUCCAGAAGCGGGAGCGCGCGUGCUGGCGGGGCGUAGGAACAGAGAGGGCGGUAGCCACUCUGGAAACCGGUUUGGGCGUUUCUUUGAAAGUUCAGACCUGAGUUCACCACGCGACCCAGAAAUUCUACUCACAGGCACCCGCUCAAGGGAAAGAGGAACCCGUGUCUGCACAAGGACUCAUAUGACAAUGCUCGGAGCAGCUUUAUUCACAGAAGCUAGAGACUGGAAGUGGAUGAACGGAUAGCAGCGUGGGGUGCAUCCCGGCAGGGUGGCGCCCAGCGCCCAGAGGACGGGGGCCCUGGUGUGCGGGCACGUCCGCGGGGCUGGGGAGCGUGCCGCUUGGCGACAGAAGCAGACUUGAGACCCCACGGUGUGUGAUUCCUUUAGGAUGGAUCCAGCGCAGUCUGCAGUCACGCUCACCGUCCGGGAAGCACUUCAUACCCUUUCCUCUUCUGAGGAUGGCGGCCGCCUCCUUUCCACCCUGGGGGCCCUGAAGCGGUAUCUCAGUGGAGCAAAGAACUCAGCCCUUCCCGGGGAGCAGGAGGAGUUUGCCAGGAUGCACUUUUCCGCCGUUCUCCGAUGUCUAGUGGGCAGGCUGAGCCCAGGCUGGCUGGAGCUUCUGCCCGAUGGCCAGCUGGAGGACCUGUGGGCCAGCUUUUUCCUGGAGGGCCCUGCUGACCAAGCCUUCCUGGUGCUGAUGGAGUCCAUUGAGGGUGCUGCCGGCCCGAGCUUCCGUCUGAUGAAGAUGGCGCAGCUGCUGGCCAGGUUCCUGAGCGCGGGCAGGAUGGCCGCGGUGAUGGAGGGCCAGUCUCGGCAGCUGACGGAGCCGGCCUUCCGCCUGCUCCAGGAGACGCUCCUCACCAAGGUGGUGGGCUUGCCCGACCACCUAGGCAACCGUCUGCAGCGGGAGAACCUGGAGGCAUUCCUCCCCCAGAAUUACUUCCCUCUGCUCGGGGAGGAGAUCAUGCGGGUGCUGCAGGCGGUGGUGGACUCUCUCCGAGGUGGCUGGGACUGCUCCGUCUCCUUCCUGUCUCAGGUGCUCGGGAAGGCCUGUGUCCACGGGAGACAGAAGGAGAUCUUGGGUGUGCUGGUGCCGCAGCUGACGGCGCUCACCCAGGGCAGCUGCCUCUGGCGGCGCGUGUGCUGGCGCCUGGUGGAGUGUGUGCCCGACCGGGCCAUGGAGGCUCUGCUAACGGGACUGGUGGAAGCCGCCUCGGGGCCCGACGUCCUCUCGCGGCUCCUGGGGAACCUGGUGUUGAAGAGUAAGAAGGCCCAGUUUGUGAUGACCCGAAAAAUUCUGUUCCUACAGUAUCGAUACUCGACGCCCAUGCUACAGAGCCUGCUGGGGUACCUGGCCAUGGACAGCCAGCGGCGCCUGCUCCUCAGACAGGCGCUGAAGGAGCUCCUGGAGACGUGGGGCAGCCCCAGUGCCAUCCGCCAUACGCCUCUGCCGCAGCAACGCUACGUCAGCUCGGCCCUGCUCAUCUGCCUGGCGCACCUGCAGGACACGGAGCUCCGGGACAGCCGGGACGAGCUGCUGGCUAGCCUCAUGGCGGGAGUAAAGACUCGUCUGGACAGCAGCCUGCCCGCUGUGCGCCGCCUGGGCAUGAUUGUGGCCGGAGUAGCCAGCACCCGGAUCCACCCUGACGGGCCUCCCUUGAGGUUCCAGUACGAAGAGGAUGAGCUGAGCCGCGAGCUGCUGGCCCUGGCGGUGCCCCCGCCUGUGGCUGACAGCCCCUCGGAGGUGGAGGCAAGCCCGGCUGUAGAGACCCCUGACAGAGGGAGCACGGACGAUGACAUCCCCCAGGCCCAGUCGGAGGGCUCGGGCUCUGACCUGGACAGUGAUGAUGAGCUUGUCCCCUAUGACAUGUCGGGGGACCAAGAGCUGAAGAGUGGGAAGGCACCUGCCUAUGUCCGGGACUGCGUGGAAGCCCUGACCUCAUCCGAGGACUGGGAGCGCUGGGAGGCAGCCCUGCGAGCCCUCGAGGGGCUGAUUGUCAGGAGCCCGGCUGCUGCCCGCGAGGUGAGCGUGGAGCUGGCCAAGGUGCUCUUGCACUUGGAGGAGAAGACGAGCGUGGUGGGGUUUGAGGGGCUGCGCCAGCGAGCCCUGGUGGCUGUCGUGGUCACAGACCCAGCCCCGCGGCCUUUCGUGUGCCCGGCUCAGGUCGCAGAGUAUCUGACCUCACAAUUCUACGCCCUCAACUUCAGCCUCCGGCAGCGCAUGGACAUCCUGGACGUGAGUGCCUGGGGCCCUCUGUCCACUCGUCAGGCCCAGGUCCUGACUCUGGCUGCCCAGCAGCUGUCUCGGCCUGGGCGCCUCCCCAAGGCUCCCCAGUGUGGCUCCCCGAGUCCCGCCUCCCAGCCCAGCAGCACCCAGGCUCCCGCCUGGCGGGCAGUCAUGCAGGAGCGGAUCAGAAGCAAGACCCGGCGGUUCUCUCAGCGCUCUCCCAGGUGGGGGCCGGACGCUGGCCCCAACGAAUUCAACUUGGUGGCUGGCUACUUCUUCUUCCCCCUCAUUCGGCACUUUGACAGGCCUCUGGUGACCUUUGACCUUUUGGGAGAGGACCAACUGGUUCUUGGGAGAUUGGUCCACACCUUAGGGGCCCUGAUGUACCUGGCUGUGAACACCACGGUGGCUAUGGCCAUGGGCAAGGCCCUCUUGGAGUUUGUGUGGACCCUUCGCUUCCAUGGUGACGCCUAUGUGCGCCGGGGCCUGCUGUCCGCAGUCUCCUCUGUCCUGCUCAGCGUUCCGGCCGAGCGACUGCUGGCCGACCUGCCUGAUGAGCUGCUGGAAGCCCGGCCCUGGCUGGCGGGAGCUGGAGACAGAGCUGCACCCGCAAGGCUGCCUCGUGGAGGAAACCCGCCCCGCACAGGCCACCGUGUCACCUGGGCAAGGCCACCCCCAUGUCCAUUCCAGUGGACACCAGGCCCUGUGGUCAGGAAUGGUGCGUCCCGCUGGAAAUUGUUAGUUGUGCUCUUAGGUGCCUGCCUGCGUGCUGGGACGAGGCGCGGUGAAUAUACUAACACGCACAGUCCAUCGAGUUCUAGUGUUUUAGGUUUUACAAUUUGUACUUGGGAGACUGUCACGGAAAAGAUGAGCCAACUCCCUUCCUAG